GCAGGAAGUGCCUCAGCACGACACUGACAGUUAUUUAUCAUGGCGCUUGAUGUGAAAAGCAGAGCCAAGCGGUACGAGAAGCUGGAUUUCCUCGGAGAGGGUCAGUUUGCCACAGUGUACAAAGCCAGGGACAAACUGACCGACACAAUAGUUGCUAUUAAAAAGAUUAAGGUUGGCCACAGGACUGAGGCUAAAGAUGGAAUUAAUCGGACUGCACUCAGAGAGAUAAAACUGCUGCAGGAGCUCCAUCAUCCGAACAUUAUCGGGCUGUUGGAUGCUUUUGGACAUAAAUCAAACAUCAGCCUGGUGUUUGAUUUCAUGGAAACAGACCUGGAGGUUAUCAUCAAAGACACUAGUUUAGUCUUAACUCCAGCCAACAUCAAAGCCUACAUCCUCAUGACUCUGCAGGGAUUAGAGUAUAUGCACCAGCACUGGGUCCUACACAGGGAUCUGAAGCCCAAUAAUCUGUUGUUAGAUGGCAGUGGGGUGUUGAAGUUGGCUGAUUUUGGUUUGGCCAAGUCUUUUGGCAGCCCUAGCAGAGUCUACACACAUCAAGUUGUUACCAGGUGGUACCGAUCACCUGAGCUCCUGUUUGGUGCCAGGAUGUACGGUGUGGGUGUUGACAUGUGGGCAGUGGGAUGCAUCUUGGCAGAGUUGCUGCUUCGGGUUCCGUUCCUUGCUGGAGACUCGGAUCUCGACCAGCUUACUAAGAUCUUUGAGGCUCUGGGAACACCCACAGAAGAAACGUGGCCUGGCUUGAGUAGUCUUCCAGACUACGUGUCCUUCAAAAUAUUCCCCGGCACACCGCUGGAACAUAUAUUUAGUGCAGCUGGAGACGAUUUACUUGAGCUGCUACAAGGUCUCUUUACCUUUAACCCUUCAGCGAGGACCACAGCUUCACAGGCUCUAAAGAUGAGGUACUUCAGCAAUCGGCCUGGUCCCACUCCUGGUCCCCAGCUCCCCCGGCCAAACUGUUCGGCCGAGGCUUUGAGGGAGAAGGAGACAGUCGGUCUCAAGAGAAAAAUCGAAGGCCUGGAGACAACUGCAAUGAAGAAGAAGCUCAUUUUCUGACCAGGGACCGGGUUAAAUCCGAGGAUCACCACUGCAUGGCUCAGCUUCCUGCAUUUCUCAGGACUGUCCACUGGAAAAAGGAAAAGGAAAAAAGUCUAUAACCAGUGGAGGCUCCCUCACACGUGGUUGACUUUAGGACAUUUUAGAAGUUGUAGCCAGCGUAUGUGAAUUGUUAACUCUAAAAUAUUCAGCAUGCUGCUGUGUCCAGAUGGCCAGCGAUUGAUCUUCAGCAGACUGCUGUUGUCAGUAGCGUUGGCUCUGGUCCUCCUUCACUGAUGCCUAAACUCUGUGAGCCUGUGGGGAAAAACGUCUAUUUAUGUGUGUGAAAAAGAAAAACAAACCAACAUGUGAGGAUUUAUUUCAUGUGAAUGUUUUUGUAUUGUUAUUAUUUUGUAUGUCACAGCAAUAAA
Molecule: messenger RNA, 1481 nt
Organism: Pelmatolapia mariae (spotted tilapia)
Lineage: Eukaryota; Metazoa; Chordata; Actinopteri; Cichliformes; Cichlidae
Gene: cdk7
Product: cyclin-dependent kinase 7
Exons: 12
Coding region: 40-1071 (343 amino acids)
Biological process (GO): protein phosphorylation; positive regulation of transcription by RNA polymerase II
Cellular component (GO): transcription factor TFIIK complex; cytoplasm; nucleus
Molecular function (GO): cyclin-dependent protein serine/threonine kinase activity; ATP binding; RNA polymerase II CTD heptapeptide repeat kinase activity
Source: RefSeq, a predicted model, not a curated record